Portunus trituberculatus (swimming crab) is the source of this 4472-nucleotide messenger RNA. RefSeq names its product leucine-rich repeat neuronal protein 1-like. Gene Ontology annotation, molecular function: protein binding. Bases 733 to 2157 code for a protein of 474 amino acids. NCBI's taxonomy places the organism in Eukaryota, Metazoa, Arthropoda, Malacostraca, Decapoda, Portunidae. Gene Ontology annotation, cellular component: plasma membrane. The transcript has 10 exons. The record is from RefSeq and is a predicted model, not a curated record.
GGCGGCAGUGGUGGUAGUCAGGCGCGGUUGGUCCCAGCGCCACACACACACACGUACACGCACACGGUCGUCGCUGCUCCUAAAUCUUUUCGUUCCCUUUCUCUUUCUCCUACUACUACUCCUCCUCCGCCUUCUGUUCCUCCACCACUUGCUCCUGCACCUCCUCCUGUUGCGGCUGUGUCGGGAGGAGCGGAGUAACAGAGAUAAGAGAGAGAGACCAGAAGAGAUCCUGAAAACUACUUCUCCCCGCCCUCCAACACACACACACGCACACACAUACACGCACACACACGUGGUCUCACAAGUUGUUCAGCAUCGUGUCACCAGCUCAAGAAGAUCCAGUGAACUUUUGUCAGUGCGGAGAGUGAGACAGUGAGUGACAGUGACAGUGAGAGAUACAAGAGACCGAGAAAGACAAAUAUACCAGUGUUGUGUGAUUCAUCGUGUACUUGUUCUAUGAGACGCGUGUACUACUGGUGUUUAUAAAAGUGGUGCCGUAACUGUUAUCGCUCAUAGGAUUACUGUUGUCGUUAUCAUCAUCCGUGGUGGUGGUGGUAGUGGUGUAGCUUCUGAGGCAACGUACCUAUCCUGCUGGUGUUGUUGGCGGCGAUAGUGGUGGUGGUGGUGCUAGUGGUGGUGGAAGUGGGCGUCUUGUUACUUACGCUCUGCCCUCCCUACGCACGUGCUUCAACUUUGCUUACGUUAACGCCACCAGGGAUUAUAGAGAACAGAAUGGCGGCGUGGGUGCUUGUGCUGGUGGCGGUAGCGGCGGCAGCGGGACAGGUCAUGGAGUCCCCAAUUUGCAGCAAGUGUGACUGUAUCACGACUAUACCCCUGGACGUGGACUGCACCAACACCAUGAUGAGCCAGAUCCCGGACAUGAGUAAAGAUGUCUUCACGCUGCCGGUGCGCCUCGACCUCUCCCAGAACGUGAUCCACCAAGUCGGCAAGUUCGCAAAUGUGACGCAGCUGGUGACCCUCGUAUUGAAGAAGAACCAAAUUGUCAGUAUAGCCGACGAAGCUUUCAUGGAUCUGCCCCACCUGAAGCAACUUGUUCUGCAGGGCAACAACCUCACGGGGAAGGCACUGAAGGAAAAUGUGUUUAAAGGAUACUACAACGACACACACCCAUUCCCACUGGGGCUGGAAGAGCUGGACCUGAGCUACAACUACCUGGAGACUCUGGACAGCCACGCCUUCAAACACCUGCCUUACCUCAAGCGGCUCUUCCUAUCUAACAACCCCGUGCGGGACAUCUCCAUUGGCAUGGCCACAGCGAUCAACGAGCUCACGUCCCUGGAAGAGCUGGACCUCUCCCAGACUGACAUCGAGCGCCUGCCUAACCACUUCCUCUCUAACCUCAGGAGACUGAAAGUGUUGACGUUGGCAGGGAACAAAUUUUCAUCAGUACCCUCCAGCGAGCUCAAAUUUGCCCGAACCCUCCAAGAGCUCAACCUGAACGCCAACCCCAUCACCAGGAUCGACGCCGGGGACUUCCCAGAGGGCCUGUACUCGCUGCGCAUUCUGCAGUUGUCGGCGCUGCCAAGGCUACGAAGUGUCGGUCAGCAGGCCUUCUCCAGUAUCUCGAGUCUCCAAGUGCUGCACCUCUCAGACAACCCUAACUUCGCCGUCAUUGAUGAAGCGGCCUUCCUGGUACUGCCCGGCAAGGAUCUGGCGCUGCAGGAGAUCCACCUUCAGGACAACCGCCUCAGCACCCUGUCGGAGAAAAUGCUGCCGUGGCUGGAUCUGCUGUUCGUGGACCUACAGAACAACCCGUGGGAAUGUGAUUGUAAUGCCAAGUGGAUUGCAGAGAAGCUCAUUCCCGACCUGGAAGACAAAAACCCGCAGACCACUCUUUCCAUCUUGUGCGCCAGACCCAUUGCUGAUCGUGGCAUGAAGAUGGUGGAUCUCCUGGAACAUUCACACUCCUUCCAGUGCCACGCGCCGGAGCCCUUUGUGAGGCAAGAGGGCAGGUACGGACCCCUCAUCGUCGGCACCAUCGUCGUAGGCACCGUCCUCCUCAUCACUGGCACCCUAGUCUUCGUCUUCGUGCUCUACAGGCGGUCUCGAGAACACCAGCUCUUCGGUGAGCGAGUCAAGUACAGGCGAGCACAAGACGAGGAGGAAGAGGGCGUAUCACACACUGUUAACUCCUAGACCCUCCCAUUCCUCCCCGCCCAGACUUGCUCACCCACACCUGUCCGCUCGAGCCACACCCUCACCUGCCGCCCCUAACCACAUGCCCGAUCUCUUCCCCUGGAGUGCAAAGCCUAUUCAUAUAGAAGGCAACCUAAUGUAGCUAUUUUUUUUUUUUUUCCGCACUUUAGAUCCCGCCCCGUGUUGUUCUAUCUUGAUUUGUACGCUACAUCUGUGGUAGUCAGGAGUUUUGCCAUCUUGUACACCAGCUCUCCAGUCCCUUCCUUCCCGUCCCGUCCCGUCCCGUCCCGUCCCUUCCCCUACUACCAUACACUGAUUGUACCUGCAUAUAUGUACCACACCUUUGCAACCCCUCACACGAUCACGUACACAUAUUCAGACGCACAUGCACACACAGACGCGCGCGCGCACACACACACACACACACACACACACACACACACACACACACACACACACACACACACACACACAUAGAAACAAAACUGCCUUAUCCUUGCUUCACCCGAUCCAUAGUUCACAGACACACAGACACACACACACACACACACACACACACACACACACACACACACACACACACACACACACACACACACACACACACACACACACACACACACACACACACACACACACACACACACACACACAGAAAACUGCCUUAACCUUGCUUCACCCGAUCCAUAGUACACAGACACAGACACAAACACACACACACACACACACACACACACACACACACACACACACACACACACACACACACACACACACACACACACACACACACACACACACACACACACACACACACCUUUAAAUGUUCUCUUGGAUGUUUGAUUACAUUAUUUUGCUCUGUCUCCUAACACAUAGACAAAACAAACAUGUCGGCAUCUAAGUACAACGCCGGAGGAACACUAAGGACUCAAGGUUAUCCUACUAGCGUGUAACAACUAGUGAGAAAAGUUUACCUGAAAAAAAAUUAUGUGUCCGUAACAGUACCUCAAAGUCUUUUGCUCACAACUCACUCAGUAAUGUUUUGGCCGUGAUGAGAUGCAGUGUUACGUUCUCUUUGGUUAGAAUAUUACCAAGCGUGUUAACCAGAAAUCAAUACCGUGUCUUCCAUCCCUUAGCUUUACGAUAACUGCCGGCUUCCUCGUUACAGUCUGAUGAAGCUCAUGCAGGUAUGACGAAUUAAAGGGCAUCGUAUUUCUUUCAUCUUCCCUUACCGUCCUCCCACAUACAAAGGAAGCCAUGGUGGUAUUCCUAACGGAUAGAUUAUAAAAUAAGAGGGCAUCGGUAGCGUUUAAAAGCAGAAUUAAGUGGAAAUGAUUAAAGCUUAUUCAUUUCUCACUCGAAAAAAAAAAAAAAUGUGAUUAUAGACGUUGAGGUUCCUGACUGUACUUGUUGUCAUGUUAUAGAUUCAAUACUGCAGGACAUUAGUAGCUGACAGGGCCCUUAGUUAUCUGCGCUACAGAUAGAACAGAUAACGUCAAGCGGCGAGCAGAUUACAAACGAAGAAUUAAAUGUAAUGAAGCAACAAUCCAGGAAUGGUAGCAGAAACUUCAAAUGAAAGCAAGAAAAACAAAAACGUGUGCUAAGGAGGGUGAGCAACAACAGAAGGGCUGAGGAGAGAUGAGUGAAGGGUUAGAGUAAUUUAUUCUGCUUUGGAUUCAUUGAAGCUAAUGGUGAUGAUGAUAAUGAUAAUGAUGGUGAGUUACCUUUGUGCUUCACCUCAGAGUACAAGCGAAGGUGUACUAAUGAGCGAGUCAGCAAGACAAUACAAAAGAAUAAUUGCUCAGUAAUUAGUUCCCUCUUCCGUCUGUAGCGAUGAAUCAAAGCCAUUACACACACACACAUAAUCACACACACACACACACACACACACACACACACACACACACACACACACACACACACACACACACACACAGACACGCUCUCUUAUGGGUCUCGUGACAUGCAUUAAAAGAUUCGUGUGUAUAAUAAUAGUCAGCUUGUAUGUGUAAAUAUAUAAUUAUACUUUAGACAGAGGACAGUAUCUAGUGUAUAAAACCAGUAUGUGCGUGUGUGACUUCGUGUAUAACGCGGCGACGCUUUCCUUCCUACGUGCCAUACAUACAUGAGUUACCGUGACUUAAGUUUAUAUAUAGAGAGCUGAAAGUUUGAAGAGUAUUUUAUAUCUAUGGAUAUUUGUAUACUUCUUGUACCAUUAAUGGCGACGUGUGUUUAGUAGCAUCAAAUCAAACCCUGCAGGCUAUAGUAGUGGUGACCAGGGAGCCUUAGGAUAAUAAAGUUGAAGGAUGACGUUC